CCGCGUUCUGUGUAUAGGAGCCAAUAAGUUGUCAUUCACCGUGAUGAGCGCGACGAAUACGGUUUUCAAGAGUUGUUACAUACUUAGCAUAGAUAAGUCUUCGCCAAAUAUCUUUCUGCCGGAUAACGAGCCGAUUUUCGUGGGUCGCUCACCGGAAACUGGCGUUACAGACACAAAAUGUUCGCGACAACAAGUGCGUUUAUGCGCAAAUUAUACAGAGGCUAUUAUCACAGUUCAACAAGUGGGUCAGCACCCCUGUGGUUUUAACGGCUUCAGAACUCAGAAGGAUGUGAGAUUUGUGGCUAGACAUAGCGAUCAUUUGGAACUGUUGUAUGGCAAGUAUGCCUAUGAAUUUGAAUUCAACCCACCGCCACUUACAAGAAGUUUCAUAUCAAGAAAGAGGUUUUAUGACCUACAGACAAGUGAAACUGAAAACAAAGCUAAGAUGUUGAAAUUGGGCAAUUAUUCAGAUGAAGAACUGGAAUGUAACAGAGAUGAGGAAAAAUUAUCUUCGAGUAAUAUUCACCUUGAUCAGAAAACAUUGCAUACUGAAUGUAGCAUAUCUUCUGAAGAAAACAAUAGUAAUUCAAAUAUGCCUGCGAAAUGGGAAAGCAUUGACAAUGGAAAAUUAAUGAUUUAUACAGCAUCUUCUGUUCAAAAUCAAUCAAAAGUGGCAGCUUACGAUAUGGAUGGUACUUUAAUUAAAACUAAAUCUGGCCUGGUGUUUCCAAAAGACUGCAACGACUGGCAAUUAUUAUAUCCUGAUGUACCUGGUAAAUUGAAGCAGUUCCAUGCAAAUGGGUAUAAGAUAGUAAUAUUCACGAACCAAGCGGGCCUUCGCACAGGCAAAGUCAAGAUUAGUGAUUUUAAAAUUAAGAUUGAGAGAAUCGUACACAAAAUCGGUAUACCCAUCCAGGUUUUUAUCGCUGUGGGAAUAAGCAUCUACAGAAAACCGGCGAUUGGUAUGUGGGAAAUAUUAGAGAAAGAGAAGAACGGAGGUACAGCAAUCGACAAAGCGAAUUCAUUCUACGUCGGCGACGCGGCUGGUCGACCGAAAAACUGGGCCGUUGGAAAGAAAAAGGAUCAUUCCACUGUAGAUCGAUUAAUGGCGUUAAAUUUGAACGUCAAAUUUGAAACACCCGAGGAGCACUUUCUGAAGCACAAAGUUGCCCCUUACGUAUUACCUGAGUUCAAUCCCAAAAAUCUGCCUAAAGACUGUAACGUGUGUAAACCUGCAGACGCAAAUCUAACGCCAAAACAACAAGAGAUUAUACUUAUGGUUGGCAGUCCAGGCUCCGGAAAGUCGCACUUCGCAAAGCAUUACUUAAAGGAAUAUGAAUACGUGAACAGAGAUACUUUGGGUAGUUGGCAGAAGUGUACCAGCAUGGUUGAUCAGUAUUUAAAUAAGGGCAAAAGUGUAGUUAUAGAUAAUACUAAUCCCGAUCCGGCCUCGAGAAAGAGAUAUACGGAAGUAGCCAAGAAGUACAAGAUUCCAGUCCGAUGUUUUGUCAUGACGACGAAUAUAGCGCAUGCGAAACACAAUAAUAAGUUUCGGGAGUUAACUGAUCCAAACCACAUUGCAGUUAACGAGAUUAUUAUCAACUCUUACAUGAAAAAUUAUGUAACUCCGUCAUUGGAAGAAGGAUACAAGGAGAUAGUAGAGAUCAAUUUCGUUCCGAAGUUCUUAAAUGAGCAAGACCAAAGACUCUACGAAAUGUACUUACUUGAAAGUUAAGCUAAGUGAUACAGAUUGCUCGGAAAAAUAAUGAAUUAGCGAUUAAUGGGAUCAGCUCGUUGCCUGCAUAUAAAACUGCUAUUUUUAAUGUAAUAAUGUCAGCAAUAAAAAUAUUUGAUUAAUACGUAUUCA
Odontomachus brunneus is the source of this 1867-nucleotide messenger RNA. RefSeq lists its product as uncharacterized. NCBI's taxonomy places the organism in Eukaryota, Metazoa, Arthropoda, Insecta, Hymenoptera, Formicidae. The transcript has 8 exons. Gene Ontology annotation, molecular function: protein binding; double-stranded DNA binding; ATP-dependent polydeoxyribonucleotide 5'-hydroxyl-kinase activity. The coding region runs from base 44 to 1735 and encodes 563 amino acids. The record is from RefSeq and is a predicted model, not a curated record. Gene Ontology annotation, biological process: DNA repair.